Molecule: messenger RNA, 1110 nt
Organism: Scheffersomyces stipitis CBS 6054
Lineage: Eukaryota; Fungi; Ascomycota; Pichiomycetes; Serinales; Debaryomycetaceae
Gene: CCR4
Product: CCR4-NOT core exoribonuclease subunit
Exons: 2
Coding region: 1-1110 (369 amino acids)
Biological process (GO): nuclear-transcribed mRNA poly(A) tail shortening
Cellular component (GO): nucleus; cytoplasm; CCR4-NOT complex
Molecular function (GO): poly(A)-specific ribonuclease activity
Source: RefSeq, a predicted model, not a curated record
AUGCUAGAUCAUCUACCCCAAGACUACGACGCCACGAGGUACCGACACUGGAUCAACGUCCAUGGUGCUGGUGAUGCUAAUACUUCUGGUGGUACUAAGUAUUACUGCUUUACCAUCAUGACUUACAACCUCCUCUCGCAACACUACAUCUGGAACCAGGUUUACGGCUAUUUGGACCAGAACUUCCUCAGCUGGUCUGAUUACAGGUUCCCGUUGAUCAACAAAACUAUAUCCCAGUUCCAGUGUGACAUCAUGUGUUUCCAGGAGAUGGAGUGUUCAGUGUACAACUCCUAUUGGUCAGUCGGUUUCCCAAGUCCCAACUACUCCAGCUUCUAUAUGAAGAAACUGCUUCCAAAGUAUUGGGCUGAUCGUCCUAACGAGCACAUCGAUGGUGUUGGUAUUUUCAUUAACACCAACAGGUUCACAGUAUUAGACAAGACUAUGGUCAACAUUGGCGAAUACGUCAAAAACAGGCCGCAACAGUACACUAUGACUAAUGACAUGGUUACACGGUUGGUCUCUCGUAACACUGUGGCCAUUGUCUUAAAACUCUAUGACUUUAUAUCCCACCGUUAUGUCUAUGUUGCCACCACUCAUUUGUAUUGGUCACCGCAAUUUAAUGAUGUCAAAGUACUUCAGACCAAGAUCUUACUCAACAUUCUUGAAGAGUUUAUCGAUGUACCUGAUCCUCACAUUAUCUUGAUGGGUGACCUUAAUUCCAACUACCAGUCGACAGUGUUCAAGUUGCUUGAUUCCGAUGGAGCAGACUAUCACAGCAUCAAUCUCAGUGACUAUCCUGAAUUUGAUGGUCUAGACUACGGCAGAGGUAACAGUCUUGUAACUGAAACUAACCAUAUCCACAAUCAAUUCCAUCUCUACAAUAUCUUUGAAGAGAUGCUGAGGGAAAAAAAGAUGUCCUUUACCAGUUUUACUCGGAGCCUUACCGAUGUCUUGGACCAUAUGUUCAUCAAUAAGGACAAGUUUAAGAUCAUGCGAGUUCUAAGUGGUGUCGACACCAAUUAUUGUCUGGACGAAAAGGUUCUCGGAUUCCCUAAUAAACAAUUCCCUUCGGAUCAUAUCCCGUUGGUGGCUGAGUUGUGUUAUAUUUAG